ACACUAUAACUGUAAAGUAUUUUAUGUCAAUAGUUUUACUAUUAUCCUUAUUAUAAUCUCAUGGCCUACUAAAUUAACUCUUAACUAGAGAGUGAGGGAUAGUUCAAGUGGUUAGAGCUUCCCUUCCGAUUCCAGAAGAUCCUGGGAUCGAUUCUCACCCCCGCCCUUGUGGUUCUUUAAACACCAAAAAAAUUAACUCUUAACUAUCUUUAUCUUCCAUUUUAAUUGUUUUAAAUUACAUGAGACGCACUUUUCUAAAAAAAACCCGUGAAAAAUAAUGUGUUGCAACUUACAAGUAUUAAAAAACAACGAAAGUAUACAUUGUACUCCGUAUAUUUGUAUUUAACUGUAUCUAUUAUUCAGGCACGUACAAAUAAUCUUAAAUUUCUUUUACCGUACUCCACAACAGUUAAUAUUUUUUUUUUACCGUUGCACAACAUUUUUGUCAUUUACUCCACACCCUUAUUCUCCAACCGUUUCUCUUCACUCCACCUCAACAACCCCUCACUAGUCACUUGUUCUUCUCACUACAGACUACACUCCUUCUCAGUACUCUCUUACACUCACACACUUCUUCAGUUCUCCCUCACUUUCUGACCACCAUUAAUGGCGAACAACCCUCCCUUCCACCACCACCUCUUCCACUCCACCCUUCUCCUUCUCCUCUUCACCACCCUCUACCACACCACCGCCAUUACCCACCCCGACAUACAACCCUUACUCUCCUUCAAAUCCUCUGCCGACGUCUCCAACUCCCUCUCCUGGAACACCACGGCCACCCCGUGCUCAUGGCACGGCGUCUCCUGUCUUCAAAACCGCGUCUCUAAGCUCGUCCUUGAAGACCUCAACCUCACCGGCACCUUCCCAACCUCCUUACUUUCACUUACCCAUCUUCGUGUCCUCUCUCUAAAACACAACCACUUCUCCGGCGAACUCCCACCGGAUUUCUCCCCUCUCUCCAACCUCAAACUCCUGUUUCUGUCCUACAACAACUUUUCCGGCGACUUUCCCGCCUCCGUCACCUCCAUCUUCCGCCUCUACCGCCUUGAUCUUUCCCAUAACACCUUCUCCGGUGUAAUCCCGCAAAAUGUCAAUCGUUUGACUCAUCUGUUGACCCUUCGGUUAGAGGAGAAUGCGUUUUCCGGCGGAAUUAUCGGGUUGAAUCUCCCCCACAUUCAGGAUUUCAACGUUUCUGGAAACAAAUUAGGUGGUCAAAUACCCAAAUCUCUCUCUACUUUCCCAGAUUCUGCGUUUUCCGGCAACAAAGCUCUUUGUGGACUGCCAUUAUUGAGCUGCAAGGAGGUUUCCAACGACCCGGCAAAACCCGGAAACGACGCCGUUCCACCACCGGUGGGACCCACCACCGCCGUCGUCUCAUCCUCUCCGGUAUCCACCGUGCCGUCGAGAGAUUACCCGGUGAAAAAUCCGGGUCAUAAUCACGGUAGAUUGAGUUUAUGGGCUAUUAUUGCAAUUAUUGUCGGAGAUAUUUUGGUGUUAGCAGCUAUUAGUUUACUCCUGUACUGUUACUUCUGGAGGAGUAAUAAGAACAAGAAUUCAGGGGUAGUUUCAGGAGGAGAGAAAAUUGUGUACUCGGCGAGUCCAUACCCGAGUGGACUUGCCGGGUUGGACCGGCCGGGUCGGAUGGUGUUCUUCGAAGGAGGAAAGAGUUUUGAGUUAGAAGACUUGUUACGAGCGUCGGCGGAGAUGUUGGGGAAAGGGGUGUUUGGGACGGCGUAUAAGGCUGUUUUGGAUGACGGAAGUGUAGUGGCGGUAAAGAGGUUGAAAGAGGCUCAGGUUGGUGGGAAGAAAGAGUUUGAGCAACUAAUGGAGGUUUUAGGGAGGUUGAGGCAUCCAAAUUUGGUUAGUUUGAAGGCUUAUUAUUUUGCUAGGGAUGAGAAAUUGUUGGUGUUUGAUUACUUGCCUAAUGGCAGCUUGUUCUGGCUUCUUCAUGGAAACAGAGGACCUGGACGAACCCCAUUAGACUGGACAACGAGAUUAAAGAUAGCUGCAGGAGCAGCGAGAGGAGUUGCAUUCAUCCAUAACUCGUGCAAAACCCUCAAACUGAUCCAUGGUGAUAUCAAAUCGACAAAUAUCCUCAUUGAUAAAACUGGUGAUGCUUGUGUGUCUGACUUUGGUCUCUCAAGCUUUGCCCCUAAUUCAACCACCAAUGCAAGAUCAAAUGGCUACCGUGCUCCUGAAUCACUUGAUGGUCGCAGGCUCAACCAAAAGGCUGACGUCUAUUCUUUUGGGGUUUUGCUGCUUGAGCUUCUAACAGGAAAGUAUCCAUCAAUAGUAGAGGGAAGUGGACCUUAUGGCACAGUAGGAGUUGGUGGGGUGGUGGAUCUUCCGAGAUGGGUGCAGUCAGUAGUAAGGGAAGAAUGGACUGCUGAGGUUUUCGAUCUAGAGUUAAUGAGGUACAAGGACAUUGAGGAGGAGAUGGUGGGCUUAUUGCAGAUUGCCAUGGCCUGUACCACUGCAUCUCCUGACCAUCGGCCUAGAAUGGGGCAAGUGGUCAAAAUGAUCGAGGAGAUACGUGGCGUAGAAGUAUCACCAUCACACGAUAACUUUGACUCUGAUUCACCUUCUAUCUCUGAGGAUACAGGGGGCGUUAGCCAAUGAAUCAAUGAUUAUGCAACACAAGUUGUACGAUGUGAAUCUUCUCAAAGCCAUUAUAUAAACUCUCAGACUCUUGAGUGAUGUAAAUUAGGUUUAACCAGUUAAAAUGCCGGUUUCAUUUCCAUUUGAUUCUAGGCUUUCUAGCUUACUAUAUAGGUAAUAUUAUUUAUAUUGUAGAUGGUUUGCUUGAAGCAAAAAGUGGAAAUUUGCUCUUAGAAAUCUGCAACGUACAAAAUAGAACUCAAAGUUUCUUUUGCAUAACUAGAAUUUAGUAUUAACAUAUUGUUACUCGCAUCUAUAUCCUUGUUGAAAAAACAAAUGAAAUAAACAUAAAAAAAUAUGGAUGUGUUAAAGUUUUACCGAUAGAAAGUUUUAUAAAGGAGUAAGAGAAGAUGGAGAAAUUGAUUAUGUAUAUUGCUCUGGUAACAUGGCUUAUAUAGCCAAGAGUUUUACAUAUAAUGCCACACAAGUUCACAAGUCUUUGGACUUGUGUGAACAUUGUGAAAUCAAAUCAAAUAAUUAUAGGCAUUCAUAUUUAUCUUCUAACA
Messenger RNA from Chenopodium quinoa (quinoa), 3164 nucleotides. RefSeq names its product probable leucine-rich repeat receptor-like protein kinase At1g68400. Bases 607 to 2619 code for a protein of 670 amino acids. Gene Ontology annotation, biological process: protein phosphorylation. Gene Ontology annotation, molecular function: ATP binding; protein binding; protein kinase activity. The transcript is spliced from 3 exons. The record is from RefSeq and is a predicted model, not a curated record. NCBI's taxonomy places the organism in Eukaryota, Viridiplantae, Streptophyta, Magnoliopsida, Caryophyllales, Amaranthaceae.